Molecule: messenger RNA, 351 nt
Organism: Cooperia oncophora
Lineage: Eukaryota; Metazoa; Nematoda; Chromadorea; Rhabditida; Trichostrongylidae
Source: the annotation of a GenBank genome assembly
AUGUUCGACGUGCAUGUGAUCGCUUGGAUUUGGUGUGGGUUAUGUGCUGGAGCUAGUAUAUUUGUGGCAAAUUUGAAGAGAAAGACGUAUCCACGAGACGCUGCCGAGAACAAUGCGGAAUUUCGUGGAUUGCAACGACGCUUCCUCUUUCCUUACUUGGUUGUCCUCUUCUCAGAAAGCUUACAAGCUCCGUAUCUCUACGCGUUUUUCUACGAUCUCAACUUUUUACCUACACAAAUAGCUGUUCUGUAUGUAGUCGGUCUGAUUUCGAACAUGGUCUUCAGUUUUUACUGUGUGCAUCUUUCGGCAAGAUACGUAGUAGGCGCCGGAUUGCGAGUGGGCGAGCAGGAA